ACGAAAGGUCACAACUUACAACCACAAAAGCAAAAAUUAAAAAGUGCAUUUGGGUGUCGCCCGGACUUGAACCGGAGACCUUCAUUGUGUGAAGACUGAUGUGAUAACAAGCUACACCACGACACCAAUGAUUGAGGACCAGAAGCAACAACAAAAAUGGUAGCAGUGACGGUAAACUCACUAAAGCCAUUGGCAUGGACUCCAUUUCUUUCUUCUCUAAAUAGCUUCAACUGGCCUUGGUCUUUUGUAUCUAUUCCAAGAAAAACUUCAAGAUUAAGACCCUUAUCGUGUCAAAUGGCAGCUAGUGAGGGAGACACACAAAUAAUGACCAAAGUCAUUGACUCACAUUUACAUGUCUGGGCAUCCCCACAAGAGGCUGCUGAAAGGUACCCUUAUUUUCCUGGUCAAGAACCUAGUUUGCCUGGCCAUGUCGAUUUCCUGAUGGAGUGUAUGGAAGAAGCAGGCGUGGAUGGAGCAUUUAUUGUCCAGCCCAUUAAUCAUAAGUUUGAUCAUUCUUAUGUUACGAGUGCGCUAAAGAAGUUUCCUUCCAAAUUCGUCGGCUGUUGCCUCGCGAAUCCAGCAAAAGAUGGGAGUGGUAUAAAGCAGCUUGAAGAUCUGGUCUUAAAGGAUGGUUAUCGCGCUGUUCGCUUUAAUCCGUAUCUUUGGCCUUCUGGUGAAAAGAUGACAAAUGAAAUUGGGAAGACACUAUUCUCAAAGGCUGGAGAGCUUGGAGUACCAGUCGGUUUCAUGUGUAUGAAGGGUCUGCUUCUGCAUUUGCAAGAAAUUGAGAAGCUGUGCACAGAAUUUCCCUCAACUAUAGUUUUGCUUGAUCAUCUGGCUUUCUGUAAGCCUCCAAAAAAUGAUGAGGAAAGACGAGGUUUCUCAGAACUGUUAAAGCUUUCAAGAUUCCCACAGAUAUAUGUAAAAUUUAGUGCUUUGUUCAGAGUGUCAAGAAAUCCAUAUCCAUAUGAGGACUUAUCUCAAGUUCUUGCUGAGCUAGUCUCCAGUUAUGGUGCACACCGUGUCAUGUGGGGAAGUGACUUCCCCUUCAUUGUAGCCGAAUGUGGGUAUAAGGAAUCAAGAGAAGCAGUCUCUUAUCUGGCUAAGCAAGGACAUUUACCUUCUUCUGCCAUGGAGUGGAUCAUGGGUAAGACAAUUAUGCAGCUCUUUGACGGAAAAUGGAGUGAUAUUGCAAAUUGACCAUGAAACUUGACAGCUAGAAAUAACAGGUUAGAUGACUUUCAAACAUGUCAUUGAAACUUUAAUUGUACUUGAGCAUAGCAAAAGAGACAAGCUUUGAAACUUGGCAGCUAGAAAUAACAGGUUAGAUGACUUUCAAACAUGUCAUUGAACCCUUAAUUGUACUUGGGCAUACCAAAAGAGACAAGCUUUGUAAGCAUUAGUGCAAUAAACUAUGGAUCCACCGUCCUGUUUGGCUAAAUCAGCACGUGGAGGCGGAUCCAAAGCUUUACCUACGAAUUCGCAGAACCAGUAACCUAUACUCAAUACCUUGUAUAUGUAUUUGAAUAAUUCACUAUUUUUUUUUUUUUUAAAAUAUUUGAUUGUGGACCUA
Capsicum annuum is the source of this 1573-nucleotide messenger RNA. RefSeq lists its product as uncharacterized. Gene Ontology annotation, biological process: secondary metabolic process. The transcript has 11 exons. NCBI's taxonomy places the organism in Eukaryota, Viridiplantae, Streptophyta, Magnoliopsida, Solanales, Solanaceae. Bases 157 to 1200 code for a protein of 347 amino acids. The record is from RefSeq and is a predicted model, not a curated record. Gene Ontology annotation, molecular function: carboxy-lyase activity; hydrolase activity. Gene Ontology annotation, cellular component: cytoplasm.